Phaethon lepturus (White-tailed tropicbird) is the source of this 981-nucleotide messenger RNA. It is a transcript of the gene TTLL10, whose product is annotated as tubulin tyrosine ligase-like family, member 10. Gene Ontology annotation, biological process: protein modification process. The record is from RefSeq and is a predicted model, not a curated record. NCBI's taxonomy places the organism in Eukaryota, Metazoa, Chordata, Aves, Phaethontiformes, Phaethontidae. The transcript is spliced from 8 exons. The coding region runs from base 1 to 981 and encodes 326 amino acids.
AUGGAUGGCACCGGAGAUCUGGUGUCCACAGCACACACGUUACAGUACGUUACGCACUCCCUCUGCCUACAGAUCCACUUCUAUCGCACGGCUACUUCUACCAAUUCUGAAGUGAAGCUUGACAAAGCCAAGUCUAAUAGGAAUAGAACACAGGGUAAGGCACGCCCUCAAGAAAAACAGCCAGAAGAAGAGAUACUGAAAGUACCAAUUGGACCAGGACCAUAUUUUUGUAUCAGUGGAUCUAAUGGAGCUGGGCUCAUCCGUUGCCAGGGCAGAGGCUGGCAGCGUAUCUAUGACAACAGAAGGGAGGAUUAUGCUCUGAAAUGGUGUGAAAUCAAGCGCCGAGAGAGAUCUAUUGCCGCGUCAAAGAAGGCAGAGGUGCCUGUGGGCCUCAGGUUACUGAAGAUGGAAGAAUUCUUCCCAGAAGCUUUUCUCCUGGACUUCAAAGAUGAUAUAAAUGCCUUUGCUGAGCUUUGCAAAGAAGAACAGAUUUGGAUCUGCAAACCAAGUUGGUCUAACCAAGGUCAAGGAAUUUUCCUGCUUAAAAAUCCAGCUGCUGUCAACACCCUCCAAGCCAAGCUCCACAGCACUGAGGAAUACCUAUUCAAUAAGAAAGUGCCACACCACGACCCUCAGGCAAGAAUAGUGCAAAGGUAUAUUUACCAGCCGCUGCUCCUGGAAGGGAAGAAGUUUGAUGUCCAGUCUUACCUCCUCAUUGCCUGCACAGCAGCAUACGUGUUACUUUUUGCCCAGGGUUAUGUCCAGUUGACCGCUGACAAUUAUGAUGCUGCUUCUGAUGGUCUGACUUACAUGCAGAAGGACUCCCUGUACAGCCCACUGAAAGAUGAGACAGUUUGGUGGAUGGAGCACUUCAACAGCUACGUUAAUGAGAAGUUCAGAAAAACCAAUGGCCUCCCCAAAGACUGGGUUUUCACUGUGUUUACUACUAAACCAAACAUUCCAGACUAUCAGCCAGCAUAA